Messenger RNA from Podarcis raffonei (Aeolian wall lizard), 5066 nucleotides. RefSeq names its product RNA binding motif protein 12B (gene RBM12B). Lineage: Eukaryota; Metazoa; Chordata; Lepidosauria; Squamata; Lacertidae. Gene Ontology annotation, cellular component: nucleoplasm; ribonucleoprotein complex. The transcript is spliced from 2 exons. Gene Ontology annotation, biological process: regulation of RNA splicing. The coding region runs from base 1268 to 3556 and encodes 762 amino acids. The record is from RefSeq and is a predicted model, not a curated record. Gene Ontology annotation, molecular function: RNA binding.
AUCUGGUUGGCCACUGUGAGAACAGGAUUCUGGACUAGAUGGGCCACUGGCCUGAUUCAGUAGGCUAUUCUUAUGUUCUUGUUCUUGCUUCCCAACAAUAACAACAUACAAGAAGAAUGUUUGAUAUUAGCCUUUUGAGUAAUGAGAUGUUAUUAAUCCCUAUUGAUUAGAAUACUGCCAUUGAUUUCAGUAUGAUAUUGAUAGUGCUUUUAGAGAACUAUUCAGACUUCUCAAAAAGCCCUUGUUAGAAACUUCCAGAUUGGUGGUCUAUGAUCUUUGCAGCGGAGGUGAAAGAAAGUAGGCCUUUUCUAUGUACUUUACUGAAAUCAAGUUUAAAGUAAAUAAGAUUUCAUAGUUUGCUUUCUUGGUCGUGUGGAUCAGUUAUAGAUGAAUUGGGUUCUUGCACCGUUCCUAUAUAUAUGCUAGAUAAUUCGGACAUUUAUUUUUGAGGAGGUUUCAUUGAACUCAGUUGAACCUCCGGUUUUGGGCUACCCAGUUUCUGUUGCUUCAUAUUUAUGUAUUUUAUGGAAUUUGUGAAAAAAUUGGCUUGGAAAGCGUCAUGAAAAUGUUUUAUGAAUGUAGUCAGUAUAUUUGAGUGCCUUAACUUUUGUGAUGUUUUAGUGCUCUAAAGAGAUAUCAUAGAAUAUAUUGUAUUCUGGAUUUGUGGUUGAAUGACAAGCAUUCGUGGUGAAAUUGGAAUGGGCAUAAGCAGUAUAUUUUCCUGAAUUUACUUAAUUUUUGGAUUUUUCAUCCAAUAUGGUCAUCUUUACAACAACGAAUUAAACUACAGGCGAACAUCUUGCCACCCUCUUCUGAAAAGAAUUUAAGAACAACUGCCGACUCCUAUUUUUGUGUGGGACUUCAGUUUUCUAUAACUACAGGCAGUGAAAUGUUUGGGUUCUUCCACCCAACUGUCUGUGGAUCUUUUGAAGUCUGAUUUCAAACUAUUUUCUUCACUUGUUGGAAUCUGUUUUAAAUGGAUACACUGGCUUUGGAUACAUUGUUCAGUUGAGAUUGGUUAUUUUUGAUUUUUGUGCCUCUCUGGACUGGGAAAUAAUUUUAACACAAGAAUACCAAUCUUGAUUUCUUACUAAUGUUGACCAUGAUUAUGAAUAUACCACAGUAACACAGCAUAGUAUGUAAACCUGCUUCUUGACCAUUAAUAAUGUUUCAUUUUCUUUCCACAGUUAAAUUGAUUUCACAGACUUUAUCAGGUCUUCUAGAGGGGAAAAAAAAAAGGUGAUUAUUGCUGUGGGCUGAGCUCAGAAUGGCGGUAGUCAUCCGUUUACAGGGGCUUCCUGUUGUUGCGGGUUCUGCAGAUAUUCGCCGCUUCUUCUCAGGAUUGAAUAUUCCUGAUGGAGGUGUACAUAUCAUUGGAGGAGAAAAGGGGGAAGCUUUCAUUAUAUUUGCAACAGAUGAAGAUGCACGACAAGCAAUGAGCUAUUCUGGAGGAUUUAUCAAGGAUUCACGUAUAGAGUUCUUUCUUAGCAGCAAGACAGAAAUGCAGACUAUAAUAGAAAUUAGUAGGAGAAGACGGGCAGGUUCCAUUAACUCAGGUGCAUCUGGAAUUGGCAAUCUUUCAAAUUUAGUUGCAGCCAUUAAUAAAGGAAUGCAUCAAUCUAGCUGUAGUUCCAUGGAUCCAUUGGGGAAUGAGUUCCGUUCAAAUGGAUCUCGAAACAGUGAUACAGAUAUGUUGGAACCAAACUAUAAUCAGCCUAAGAAAGAGCCAUUUCCAAGUGUGUACCUAUUUAUACGUGGUAUGCCUUAUUCUGCAACAGAAGAUGAUGUACGCAAUUUCUUCUCUGGAUUGCAAGUGGAGGGAAUAGCCAUGAGAAGAGUUAAUGGUAAAAAUAAUGGAGACGCUGUGGUAAAAUUUGCAACAUUAAGCGAUGCCACGGAAGGGCUUCAACGUGAUCGAGAGUAUAUGGGUUCAAGAUUUAUUAUUGUACGAACCUCUGGUAAAGGAACAUGGAUUAAGUUUGGUGGAAAGAUUGGCAGUCCUGUCAAUACCAAACAUUUCAGUUAUCAUUUGAAUGAGGAAACAUUUUCUUCAAGCAGAGAGCAUUCACAAAGAGAGCCAGACUAUUUCUCCUCAAGAAAACGCACCUGUUCAAGGUCUCCAGAGAGGGUUAUGGCACGCACUCGUUCAAGGUCUCCUGCAGGGAGGAUUACAUCACAUACCCAUUCAGGGUCUCCUGUGGGGAGGGGCUUGUCACGUGCCCAUUCAAGGUCUCCAGGGAGGGUUAAGGCACACCAUCGGUCAAGGUCACCACGGAGGGUAAGGACACGCACCCGGUCAAGGUCACCACGGAGGGUAAGGACACACACCCGGUCAAGGUCACCACCACGGAGGGUUAUGGCACGCACCCGGUCAAGGUCACCACCACGGAGGGUUGUGGCAUGCACCCGGUCAAGGUCUCCACAACAGAGGUUUAUGACACAGUCUCGUUCUCAACACAGAGAAUAUUAUAUACUCAUUAAAAAUCUCCAACCUACUGUUGAGAAGAAAGAUUUGAUAAAGUUCUUUGGGCAUCCAGGUGUGACUGCCAGUCCUAUUAUAUUUUUAAAGCCAGAAGGUGAUGCAAAGACGAAAGAUGCAAUUCUGCUGUGUGACUCAUUGAAGGUGUAUGAGUUUGUAUUGACCUUUCACAAGGAUAAACUGCUUGGCCAGCCGAUUUUCAUCUUUCCCAUUUCAAAAGAAAAGCUGUUGUUCUUAACUGGAUCUUCUGAAGCAAAAGUACCACCAGAGAGACAGCACCAUGCAAAUGAAAGAAGUGAUAGAGAUGAAUAUUCUGGCUUAAAGACCUGCGUAUAUGUGAGAAACUUUCCAUUUGAUGUGACAAAUGUUGAAGUACAGAAGUUCUUUGCAGGAUUUAAUAUUGAUAACAGUGACAUUUAUUUGCUUUAUGAUGACAAAGGAAUUGGACUUGGGGAAGCAUUGGUCAACUUCAGAACUGAAGAACAAGCCCGCAAAGCUGAAAGCUUAAAUCGCCGGCGGUUUUUGGGAACAGAGGUACUCCUAAGAUGCAUUUCUGAGGAACAAAUGCAAGAGUUUGGUAUUAAUAUUUCAUCAACAUCAAAUGCAAAGAUGCAGGAUAAUCUCCAUACAUAUGAAAGAAGUGAACAUUUUUACCCCAGUGGUUCACAAGGAUCCUCUUUGCAUGGGAACUUAAAGCACCUGUCUAAUUGUAGACACCCGUCUGAUGAUUUUAUCGGCUCAUCUGAUCUUUUUAGAGGGCCUCCUGGUGACGGCAUUCCUGGUAGUUUUCAAGAAGGGAACUUUAGGCCUGACUAUAAUUCUAGUGGUGCCUCAGAUCGUGUCACAUUGAUUAAAUUAAAGAAUUUACCGUUUCAGGCUUCUCCUAAUGAAAUUCUGGAUUUCUUCCACGGUUAUAAAAUCAUACCAGAAUCUCUUUCUAUUCUGCGCAAUGAAUAUGGAAUGUCUUCUGGUGAAGCUAUUCUUGCCAUGAUGAAUUAUAAUGAGGCAGUGGCUGCUAUUAAUGAAUUAAAUGACAGGCCAAUUGGCAACCGCAAAGUUAGUUUAACUUUUGGGUAGAUGUGAAAAUGCCUAGGAGGCAAAGUGAAGAUGUUUGCAGUAUUAAUAGAAUAAAACUAGAUUUGUGUUUUUGUUCUUUGGAAAGUGAUGACAAAACAUCCAUCUAUUUGUAAAUAGUUAAUUGCUUUAAAAUGAAAGCUGUUUGAUGCAGUACAGUUGCAUCUGUUAGAAAGCAUAGGUUGUUAGUUACUCUUGAAUAUAAAUAAUAAGUUGAAUGCAAGUUUUGGAUUCUUGUCUGUAACAUUCAAUGGCACAUUGAUUUUUUUUAUUAAUUUCAGCUUAGCAUUUCUUUUAAAAUAAAUGUACCUAAAUGAAAUAUGUGGAUGGUUAAUUUGUAUAUUGCUUUUUUACACCCAUUAGCGUAUGACAGCCCUAAUAAGAACCAGUCUUGUAGUUUGGCAGUGUCUUCCUCUAUAAAUUGUACAAAUUACAGGCUAUACAGGAAAUAUAUUGGUACUACUAGAAGAUAGUUGAAUCUCUUGAAGUUCUAGGGCUAUUGGUUAAACAACCCAAGAUGCAUAUUUUCAUGUCCACUUGGCUUCCCAAAUUUUUGAAUAAUGGUACAGUGGUACCUCGGGUUACAUACGCUUCAGGUUGCAGACUCCGCUAACCCAGAAAUAUUACCUCGGGUUAAGAACUUUGCUUCAGGAUGAGAACAGAAAUCGUGCUCUGGGGGCAGCAGGAGGCCCCAUUAGCUAAAGUGGUGCUUCAGGUUAAGAACAGUUUCAGGUUAAGAACGGACCUCCGGAAUGAAUUAAGUUCUUAAACUGAGGUACCACUGUAAUUGGGUGUCCUCAUACUACUGAUUUACGGAGUGUUUUUUAAAAAAAAUAUCCAGGGAAGAAGAAACGGUCUGUUGAAUGAAAAGGCUGCUUGGAUGAAUAUGUAAAAGCAAGAGUUUAAAGGGAAGUUGUAUUAUCCCCAAACUUCAACUCCCAUGAUGUUGGUAUCAGCGAGCUUCCUGAUUGAUCUUUUUGAAAAAAGGAAAUGUAGCCAUUUUCUAUUCCAUAUCUCUCUGCACAACACUUUUGUUUGGGUCUUCUUCAAACUGCAGUCUUUUGUGAUAUUUAGUGCAGACUACUUUCAACUGCACACCUACAAUGAAAAUUGAGGAAGCACUACUAGAUGGAGUUUUUCAAUGUUAUAAUGCAUUUUCAAUAUUAAAAUGCAGGGGUCAUCAAUCUGACAUUUGCAAAGGAUUUUGUGUGUGUCUCCAGGCAAGUGUCCCCCAGUCUUAGCUUUCAUUUUCAGAAAAAAGCAGGUCUCCAGCCCUCUCAGAAAGAAAGUUAUGUGGCAGAAUGUACAGUACCUUCUAAAUUACCUUGAGGUAAUUUUAUUAUUACCUCAAGAUAAUUUACCUCUGUUUUAAUAUUUAAACUUUUUAUCUUUUAAAGUAUGGUUGUGAAUUUUCCUUGAUUUCCUCAUUUUAUAUUUUUGUAAACCACUUUGAGAUUUGUUUUUUAAUCAAGCAGUGUAUAAAUUUUAUGAAAUAAAUAAGUGAUUUCUGUGA